AUGGAUCCCCUUAUCACUCCCAGUGAAAAAUUCCUCGACUUUCUCACCCUCGUGUUGAAUAUGUCUCAAGGACAUAAAAUUGUGUUUUAUAUGACACAAGAGUACACUGUCAAUCCCUCCGAGGUCCUCACAGAUUUGUUGGUUCCCCAUAUCCCUGUCCACCCUGGAUCUCCUUACUAUGCCAAACAGCAAAAAACUGCAGGCCAGAGAGGGUAUUUGAAGGAGGAUUCAUGUUCCUUGCCCCAGGACAACCAGCCUGAGUGUAGUCCUACUACUGAAAAUGCACUCAAAUGUCGCAUUGCUGAACUACAGCAUGAAGUAGAUAACUUACGAGAUGGUGGCCCUGUCAAGCAAAAAAACGAUGAUGCCCACUAUGAACAAGUUUAUAUGGGCCGGUGUCUUCGCCGUUUGGUCUCAACCUUUGAACAUCCAAGAGAAUUAGUUGACGAGCGGGACCGUCGCUUAACACUGACUCUUGAUGAUACUUCAUCUAGUGUGUUGCCUACACCAGACCAGGAACGACUGUGGCUAGGCUAUCAAAGCCUCAAAAAAUAUAUACCAUUAAUGAAAAAAUAUCUAGAAGCUGAUGUAACGGAGAUAGAGUUGUUUUACAAAGAUAUUUGCCAGGGUGGUGAUCAUGCACGAGCAGAUGACUCUUUUAACCUAAAGUCUGAUAUAAUUAUUUGGACCAAGGAUAUGUUUCACCAGUGUCCAGCUGUAUGCGCUCUCCACCCAACUAACAAGCUUACUCGUGGUUUUGAGAAUGAAGUGCUGGCAGAAUUACUUUGUCCUGCCGAGUUUUAA
Serpula lacrymans var. lacrymans S7.9 is the source of this 804-nucleotide messenger RNA. RefSeq lists its product as uncharacterized. The record is from RefSeq and is a predicted model, not a curated record. The coding region runs from base 1 to 804 and encodes 267 amino acids. The transcript is spliced from 6 exons. NCBI's taxonomy places the organism in Eukaryota, Fungi, Basidiomycota, Agaricomycetes, Boletales, Serpulaceae.